CCCCAUUCCCGGCUUCGCUGUCAUGUUGUGUUGCAGAUAGCAACGGGAUUGUGGCAACCAUCGCCGUUUAUUUCCCUGUCUGCUAUCCUUAGUUACGCAGCGGGACAGCGGUCGUAUGAACUGCUCUCUUCGAAGGGUUUCUUUCUCUGGGUUACCCGUUCCGUCUGCCACUAUGUUUCGUGGACCCACUUUGCGCUGCGGAUUUGCGGCUUCUGUGCUUAAAUAGUUCUCUGUAAACGCUGCGUUUCCUGCUACGACGGAUUCUUUUCCCGAUGCGUGGCUCAAAAUAUCCCACACAGGAGCUCGGAAUCGACGGUCUUUUCUCUCGCAGGACUGUCGUUCGCAGGAGCGUCCCAGUUUGCGAUUACCGUCAGUUGUCCGUCCAAAAAUCCCCGCUGUUGUUCAAUUUCAUUCGCUUCAGCACCAGCGCUUUCGCAGCGCAAGAGAGAGGGACUUGUAGCCUCCACUGGUUUGCUGUUAUGUAACCCUGUUUUCGUCUGCUCUGUUGGGAUGACUUGCGAUACUGCCAUUUCCUCCAAGUUCUUUCCGGCACUGCUGUCGGAUGAUCCAUUGAGAACCGUCUCGGCAACCUUUCGGCGGCCGCAUUGCUGUGACUGGCUGCCCUCUCCGUGUUUGUGUGGAAUUGUUACGUUGUCUCUUGGUGGUCCUUCUGUGUCCGUCCACUAUGGCUGACCUUCGUCGUUUACAACGCUGUUUCAUGUGCUCGCUGCCCGGGCAGCAGCAGCGUCUCUCGCGUGCCUCUCCACUCGUUAUCAGGCGGCGCUCUUCCCCUCUUGCCCUCUUGCCUGUGCACCAGAAAUUCUCGGACUGUGGUGACGUGACUUCGUUGCAGGACACACGUUCAUCGUGGUGCGCCUCUUCCGACCUCUUCGGUGUGCGUACUUUCGUUGUAGGGUCUCCUCCGGUGUUGCCAUGUUCGGAUUCGCGCUAGAGUCUUCGGUUCGCCUUGUAGUCAAUCGCGUUGUAGGUGGUGUAUGAACUUUUUGCGUGACUUCCAGAGCACACCGUAGUGACAAAAACCAGCUUUUUGCGAUGUGACUGUGUCCCGUAAGAACCCCCAGCUUUUUGUGUUGUUCUUCCAGUGCGUGUGAGUACCUUCCCUUCGGUUCUCUCCGCCCUGUCCAUACUCCGGACUUCUUUGCGUCUUUCGCUUCUGUCCCUACUUUCGCGGUAGAAGGCGUGCUUCUCGCUUAGGAGUUGUGAAAUAGCAGAUAUAAAACAUCUGACGCAGUACUGCCUUGACGACCUCGACUUCGCGGGUGCGUGUUUGUCGCCUCGAUUGUCAUGCAUGCUCAGUUAAGCUAGGGCAUCUUUCUGCUUUGCUUUUUUUACCCUCGCGCUGUAAUGUCUCCUGCCCGCAAGCGAUCGGCGCACGGACGUAUGCUGGCGAGCCGCUCUUCCCCUUUGGCAGUUGUCCAUGCCUCACGAAGACGGUGUGCUGAGGUGCAUGCGAGGCUGGCAAGGCUAUCCUCGUGAGAGUCGCCCUAUUCUUUCUCUUCGCGCCUUACACUCAUGAUCUCGGUCUGAUAUCUUUCGUUUCACGCCAAGUCUCUGAUUUCGUCUGACUCAUCUUGCAUGGGGAGAGUGGAAAUUGUGUCUGUGGUUCCAACUGGCGACGCUUGAGCAGUUAGUGGGCGCUUUCCUGUCUCUAUGCGCCCGUCCAUCGUCACUUUUCGAGCUGCUCCACUGUUCACCAAAACUUGAGUGUCUGUUGAUUCGUGAGAUAGAGUGUUGUGUAGGAACACAGUUUACGCAUGUAUGCAUACGUACCGUGCACAGGCUUUUGCGACAGCCCAGCCCGUGUGGAGCCGCGUGGCCUUGAACAGCAGAGUCUCGGGAUUUCAGCGUUCCUCAGAAGCACUUUGCUUUCUAGCGUCGCCCUGGGAAGCUAGGACUCAAGGCUCUUCUGUCUGCGUGAAGGGAAUCUUGAGCCGAGAAGCGUGGAGCAUCGGGAGAUUCAAGGACUUCACUGAACACGCGGUUGAUUCUUUCGGAGCUGGCUGUCGUCGGGUUGGGCGAGAGCAAUAUCCUGUCUCUGUUCUCUCUUCGAUCGUUGCCUCAGGUGGGGAAGGGAGGUGAAAAGGCAUCCUUGUUCGCGCCGUGUAUGUGGUGCCCCCUUCGAUUUCUUCACCGUGUCUUCUUUCCCUAGACCUUGUCCCAAACUCUCUAGAGGCAAUGGCUGCAAAUCCGCGUCUUCUCGCCCCGUGUGGAGAGAGUCCCGCGUCUCCUCUGGCCAUGUCGGCGGUGUCCGCCCACUCUGUCUCCCGCGAGUCUCCUCUGUCGGGCGCGUCCUCUGUUUCCUGUCGAGCCCUUGCUGAGGUGACGUUUCUGCCACAUUCUCUCGCGCCAGGUGGAGGCGCCCCGCUCGCAUCGCUUGCCCAGAAGAAAAACGAGGAGGGCUUGGAACCCACAGAAAACAUGCCGUUGAGUGCGCAUGCGGCCGACAUGUUGCGGAAGGAACUGUUCAGCGUCCGCGUUGCAGGGCGCUACAAGGCAGACCUGGUCGGAGCCUGUCUCUUCAUGCGACACGGUGCACGGACUCCGAAAGAGAAUUUCUCAAUCUCGGCCACUGGCACGGAGUCUAGCCGCUUUCCCCCAGGAGACAUAGGCAGGUCUCCCUCGGAGGCAGACAGAAAUCGAGCAGCUGCUGGGGACAACUCCGGGGCAAAGCCCCAGAAACCCGGCUACCCUGGAGUCCCAGUUGUCGCCGCCGCGGAGCCACAGGCGAUAGUUCCGGAGGCAGGGAAGACUGGAGAAAAAUCAUCCCAAAACGGCCUUGUCCAGCAUCCAACAGGGACUCCAAAGAGGCCCCGCGAAUCGCGGAACGAAGCAGGAUGGAAGUCGGAGAGCCGCAGCGUUUCGCUGGCGUCUGAUGGGGGCUCUUUCAAAGAGACUCCGGACACGAAAAGUGUUCCCAGACAAGGAGAGGGCACGUCUUCUGGCCUUCCUUAUGGCAUUGAGGAACGCCAAGAGGCUGCAAACGGUGCAGAAGAGCACAUUCCAAAAGGCGGGAGUGUGGACCCUUCGGUCGUGCAUGUGUCGCAGGCGCAUGCAUGCAGGCGGGAGGCAGGUGAACAUGGGACGGCCCUCAGUACAGCAAGGCCUUCAGAUUCACGCGGGCCUACGGUCUGGCGCCCCCCUUCCAUUGCCGGUUCUGGCUGUGGUGCAUUUUCGAUGAACUCCUUCGUGGAAGCUGUAGGAGGGAACAGAGUCACUUCGUCUGUAGUAAAUGGCGCCCAGCGCGGCCUCUUGGGGCACGUGCCUCGCGAACACUCUCCGGCGCGGUCGUCGCCUCCUGGAGCGGAGAUAGACGCCGACGCGCCAGCGGGCCUCGCGCCGGAGAUGCCGUGUUGCCCGGAGGAGACAGAAGAGAAGAAGGGCGCUGGGGCGGCCCACAGCAUUGCUGCUCAGGUCGAAACCUCCAAAGAGCGAGCGAAUUCGAGGGUGAUCAAGGAUCACAGCGUAAGCGCAAACAAAGCGCCCUCCGGGUGCUGGUUCGGCGUGGUGCCCAUGGGCCCCUGUGGAGGUCAUCCCGCGAAUCGCGCGCAGCAAGUGAGAACAUCCUUGUCCUUCCUGGCUUUUCCCCCCACGCCGCUGUCUCCACAGUCUCCAGACCCUACUUCCACGGCGUCAUCGUCCUCGUCUACACCGAUCUCGUCUCGCUCGCGGUCGUGUUCCUCUGGAGCGGAGGCGGCUCUCGCAGUCGUCGCCGGUGCAUCACCGCAGACCUGGCGUGCGGUCUCUCCCAAGGCUGCUCGGGGCCCGAAAGGGAGGCCUGCAUUCACUCCGACGUACGGCUUUGAGAAGACACUUUCCUCGGAUGCGGUGCUGCCUGCCGCCUCGAAAGCAGGAACGCCCAUGCCCGCACUGCCCUGCAAGGCGUCCCCUUCUGUCGCCACCCUUCCUCUCGCCUCGACCCUUCCAUGCCGUCCCGAGGUUCUUCUGCAGACUCCGGGCGUGGCGGAGGUGUCGCCGGCGAGGAGCGUCCUCCUCACACCGGGUCGCUCUCCUUCUGCCCCGCAGGGGGCCGCCUGCCCCUUCAAUUGCGCCCCCGGCCUGCUCACCGCGGCGGGCUGGCAACAAGCUGCGUGCAUCGGCUGCGCUCUGCGGCGGAAGCAGCGAAUAAUCUUGAGGAAUGCCUUCUUGCGCGAGUGUUUGGAAACGCUCGAGGGGGGCGAAGAAGCUCGCGAAGGCGGUGGCCGUAGUCAACCUCUCCAAAUUCAAGGGGCCCCUUUUCGCGGGGCCGACAGCGCAUGCAGAGAGGGCGGCACUCGAAGCAUGGGGAGACCUUUGGAUCGCGGAGAAUCCCCGAUGCAAGAGCACAGUGCGUACGCGGAGACGCACAAGGACCAGACGCUUCUCCAGCCGACCGAUGCCUCCGAAUCCUGCGGCGUCAGCGCCUCCUCUUGCUUGUCUCCUCGCUCGCGGGCCUCUGAUGCACUUGCCUCUUCUUUGACAGCGCCCGGUCGCGCGGCUUCCUGUCCUCAGUGUCGCUCUUCUCUCCCGCAGUCCUGCAACCCGUCCCACGAUUCCUCUACUUCAACUCAUGUGGACCCGUGCGCGGCCGCCUGUCUCCACGUUUGUCCUUCUGUCUUUUCUCCGUCUGUGUCUUCUUCUGUCUCUUCCCGCUCUGGCAACUCAAGCUGUAGCGCUGCCGGCAGCAUCUCAGGAGCGGGCUGCCCUGGCGCCCCCCUGGCUGGUUGUGGACACCCUCCUGCUUUUUCGACGUCUCCCCAGGGUGUGUGGUCUUCCACAGCAGCUCCGGAGCUGCCCACAAAUUCGGAUUUCCAAGGAUUCAUUCUCGACCGCUGCUCGUCGUUGUUCCUAUGCAGCACAGAGUCGCUGCGUUGUCAGCAGACCGCCGAGGGCGUCCUCGCGGGUCUCCUCCACGGACCAGGUGCCUUUCGCGAGAUCCGGCGUCCUUGCGGCUCUCUGGAAGCGGUCGGGGGUCGACCUGCCUCUCCCCAGAGUGGCACUGUAUGCAAGCCUUUCGACUCCUGCACUGAGCAGGCUUCCGCGCGUCUCUUCGUAGCGCCUCGAAGCGCGCGGGAGACUCGAGGCGGAGACAGGGCGAAGACAGAAGUCAACGGCAAGAAAGGGGACCUUGGGGGAGAGAGGCAAUCCGCCGGGAGGGAGGAGAUGAAGGGCGGCGGUCGAUGGCCCCAUGCGAAAGAAGAGAACGCGGCGGGGCCUCUGAGGGGAGGGUUUCCAGGCCCUUUUGAGGCAUGGGGUCGAACAAGAGGCGUCUGCCUCCACGUCGCCCCCUCGGGGUCUCCACUUGCCUCGGCGCUUAAGGCGAAAAGCCAAAUUGUGAAGUUUCUCAAGCAGCGGUGUCUAGCGGAGUCUGUCUGCUACCAGAGAGCUUGCCUCCAGCUGCGUGCAGAGUCCGAUUUGCUGCGACAGUUGACGGGUUGGGAGGAGAAGGCGGGCUUGAAGGUGAUGAAGAAAUUCGUUUCUUCGUACAGCACGUACCUCUUCCACGGCGUGCCUCCGCCGCCUCUGAGCAACGGUGUGAUUCAGUCCAGACCAGCAACGGCAGACGCGCCGACGACUGCGUCGUUUGCCACUUUUUUCGGGGACCUCUCACGUCAGUCUUCUGCGCUUUUUUCGCCGUUCGACGAGGCUCAUGCAGUCUCCAUGUCUCCGCCGCUCUCCCGGCAGCGGUCCUCUUCGCCGUCUCAGGCCGCGAGACCCCUCGCGCCCGAGGCGGCGCGGAGCGCUGGACUUGCCGAGGGCAGGGAGACAAAGCAGUGGGGGCUGGAAGGGAGCGAGGAGAGGCGCAACGGAGACACCGCAUGCGGGAGAAGCAGCGAACAGGACCCGAGUGCGCCGGGCGCCAGCCUCGAGAGAAGAGCAGAGGCGAGCAGGCAGCUGACUACGCAAGAGGUGGACGCCGAGAAGGAACAAAAGGAAGAAGCGCCGGACGCGCCAGUCUCUCUGCUGCAGGCGAUUUUCUUGGGAGCAGACGUGAUCACGCGUCUCCAGUUCGGCGAGGAAGAAGAAGUGGGCUGGCGCGCGGGGGGAACUUCGCUCCUUGAGCUCGCAAGUCGCCUCGAACGAAUGGCUGACUGGUGUCUCGAACGUGAACAAAGCUGUCACGCGACCCAGCAGACUCCUGGAAGAAAGCCGGCGCGGGCGUCUCGUUCCACCCCGUUUCCUUCGGCAGAUAAAACGCACAGGGAGAAAGAAUGGCCAGCCCCAGAGUGCGAGACUCGGCGACAGAGUGGGGGAGAACACGAACAGGAAACAGACGUAGCAAAGGGCGCCGCGGAGGAGUUUGAGGACCGGAGCGAGCAGGCGAGCGGCACCGAACCUCCGCUGCUGCAAAUCUUCGUGACGCACCAGUCCGCCCUCUUGGCACUGCAAGGUGCCUUGAGUGUACCGACAGAGGAACUUCACGUCCCGGCGUUCGGGUGCUACAUCUCAGCCGAACUGCUUCGUCUCAACCGGUCUUCCGCGGGAGACGACUGGGACUAUCCCAUCGUGGGAGACGAGGCAAAGGGGACGGCAGACGCGGAGGAGCGGCGGGAAGAAAGCCGCGCCGAACGCGUCGGGAGAAAGACAUGGAAGCAAGGGGAGAGAAGCCAUUCGCCGUGGUUUUCGUACUUAGAGUUCGAUAAACAGCGAGAGAACAAGGCGGGGUGUGGGGGUUCCCCUCUCUCCCCUCUUCAUGCCCUUUCUCGCUCUGAGGAGGAGCUGUCCUCUUGCACCAGCACGCCACGAACCGCACCGACUGAUGAGUCAUCGUCUCUCUCGUGUUCUCUGGUUUCCGGCCGGGCCAGCGCUGCGACGGACAGCGUCGAGAGCCAUGGGACUUCUUUUGAGGGUGACAGGGGAUACCCUCCAUCGAAUCAAAGUGCGAGGGAAAUGGUCGGCUUUCAGCUCUCCUCGUCCGUGCCAUCGUAUACAGCUGAGAACGCGGCGUCUCCGAUCUCUCUCCCGGUGCCAGAGGUGCCGGUUUCCCCUUCGUCUCCUGCUACGCAGCCUUCUAGUCGUCCGCCUGUGUCUCAUCCGUUCUUGGAGAAGCUUACGAGCCGAAAACCGAGAGAGGCGCGGAAGAAGCAUCCAGGGUAUCUCAUUCGGUGGACCAUCAAUGGGUCGCAACCGGUUGUUCUUCCUCCCAGUCUCCGUUUCAAGCCACCCUCUCAGCCACCUUUCUACGUAUCGGGUUCUCCCUCUGCGUCAGCUUCUGCUUCUUCUCCUGUCUCUUCUGUGUCCUUGUCGCUUGCUUCCUUGUCAUCGAGAGGCGAAGGGCAGGAGGAGCGAGACAAGGCGACUCUGGCGGCCAAGUUGGAGCAGGCUCUUCAGGAGAGGGGAGAGCGACUGUACGCGCUUCAGCACUGUGCAGCUGCUUCGGAGUAUUCAGCUGCAGAUGCGCUGGUGCGCAGCGUGCUGGCGGAGGAGGCUUCGUUCCUCUCUCGUUUUCCGCUUCUGAAGGACGCAGAACCGCGAGUAGGCAUGCAAGGGGAAGAACAAGCUGGAGGGCUUGAAAUGCAUGGGUGUGUGCCUCCCCAGGAAGCGGAAGGAGAGAGCGGUCCAGGCGGUGCGUGCGGAGCCGUUUCUUCAACGCAGGUCACUCUCGUCGACCCGGAAGAAAUAACUCAGUUUCUCUGCUGCAGGCAAAUGCCGUGCUUCUGCUUCCACUGUCUCCAGCGAGCGGAGAGACGCCUGUGGAGUCAAAGGCAGAGAACGGGGCAGGGGAGCGAGACGGGGAGACUGAAUGAGGUGGAGCCGGGAAAGAAUGAAGGUGGGACGGGGCGGGGGCAAGAGGGGGAAACAACGCAUGACGAAGAAAGACUGUACGAAGAGAACGAACUCGAUUUCGAAACGUGCAACAUUGUGGAACUGGACCGCCUUUUGUCGUUCCUAGACGAACGAAUUGCCAAGUAUGGCAUGCCGAUCCCCGUGGGGGACGACUCCCGCAGCCACCCGGAGCUCGCGCUUCAGACUCAGGCUAGAGAUGGAAAGGGCGACGCAUGUGCUAAGAAACGGGACGCGGAGCUGGAGACCGUGAGACAUAACGUGUAGCUGGGAACGUCGGGGAAGGGAAUGUGAAACGCCUCAGUGCAAGUGCUCGAAUACAAGAAGCUUCUCCAGCCACAGUGUGUCGGGCGACUCGCAUACGAGGUGAACCAUGUAGUAUGCGUUGUGUGGAGCGAGCCGCUGUCGGCGUUCGCAGCGGAUGCAGCGUCGUGUCAUUACAGAGAGAAUUGCACCAACGGAAAAGGUGGGCAUACACUAGCGGUGGCUGUAGGGUAGGAUGGGGAGACAUCCGGAGGAGUUGGGCAUGGAAUGGACCCCAGGGGAGAAGCUGAUCAUCUUGACGAAAGGCAUUUCGAGGUGGAGACACCUAAAGCAGGCAGCCUCGUACCAAGGAACUGUGGCAGUCGUUUCGUGAGGCCGUUCUCUGGGAGAGGCUUGGGAAUAAACCAGUAGCUGGAGCUGCUUGUGGUAGGUGGGUGAAUAAAGGUGGGACCCGGUGAAGUCUGCAAAGACUGUCACCGUGGUUGUCUGUCAUUACGCAAGAAUCUAACUGGCACUCAAGAUAAAUACGCUUUGUAGGCGAAUCUUCGUGUGUACAUCGGUGUGUGUACUACCAUUCCCAGCUGGUGUCGAAGAAAAAGCAAGACAGGACGCUGAUUAUGUUGAACCAGGACAAGUUGUUUUCCGCAUUCACGGGGAAGUCGUAGUUGCAAUGGAUUCUGGGAGUUCCGACCUCCUGUCCAAUGGCCGAGGGAACGUGCGGACCCGCUCUUGGGGCAGUGUGCAGGCAGCAUAAUGUAGAUGGCAAUCGAACUCUGCCGCUGUCUCCUGUGUCUUUUUUUGUGCGGUCGGCUGUUUCGACCCAUCCAGCCGGGCACAAAUGAUCCGCCGUGGGGACAGUCGAAGUAUUUCCGAUUUUGCUUCUUUGUCACUUUCUGCUGAACGCGUGUCUAUUUUUAUGUUCUGUGAGCUGAAUACGGCGUCGGGCCGUCUUCAAGAUGAUUUCCCGCUUUCUAAUUUCAAGGCAGAAGACUGCGUCGGAAGCACCUCAAAAGUGUAUCUUCCAUAAUUUUUGCAAAGUCGAGCAAUGAAUUGGCACUGGAACCCAUGCGCGUCUGAAACGCCUUUCUCACGUUUUUGCACUGAGAUGGAAUGUUCCACCUGCCACACUUCCUAGAAAUAACAGGAAAACCAGUUCCAUUUUAUGCGCUUGAGCGUGCGGUCUAUUACGUUAUGGGAGCCGUCAUUAGACGUUUGGGUGUUCAGGUCAUCUGAAUCAAGGACUCAUCGUAACAAGCCGGAAUGGCUGAAGGGGGUCAAUGGAGUCUUUCAUAAACUAUGGGGGUCGGUGCCGUAAAGAGAGGAAGGCUGGCGUUCAUUGUGGGCGAAGUCGAUUCUUCGAUACAACUUUCACAAAGGCCAAGGUUUGUUCUCGUAAUACGAGAACAUCGCAGUGCAGUUCUUUACUCUAGUGCUCUCUUUUUCUUAAAUUAGAACUUCGAAGUUCCUUCUUAAACCCCAUUUUUUCCGUUUGACCUGUGGCUGGUAUCGCUUUCCGCAGAGGCCAGACGGAAGCUGCACUCAUGGUCUGCGGGAUCGCCGGACGACGCAGUGGUGGCUUUGAGAACUUCGGAUUUCUU
Toxoplasma gondii ME49 is the source of this 9644-nucleotide messenger RNA. RefSeq lists its product as hypothetical. NCBI's taxonomy places the organism in Eukaryota, Apicomplexa, Conoidasida, Eucoccidiorida, Sarcocystidae. The transcript has 3 exons. The coding region runs from base 2197 to 8049 and encodes 1950 amino acids. The record is from RefSeq and is a predicted model, not a curated record.